Molecule: messenger RNA, 588 nt
Organism: Elephantulus edwardii (Cape elephant shrew)
Lineage: Eukaryota; Metazoa; Chordata; Mammalia; Macroscelidea; Macroscelididae
Product: ATP synthase F(0) complex subunit C2, mitochondrial-like
Exons: 2
Coding region: 58-588 (176 amino acids)
Biological process (GO): proton motive force-driven ATP synthesis; proton transmembrane transport
Molecular function (GO): proton transmembrane transporter activity
Source: RefSeq, a predicted model, not a curated record
CUCCGUCUUCUCUGCACUAGGAGCAGCUUUCCUGCCACAGCCCCUCAUCCCCUGAAAAUGUACACGUGCACCAAGUUUAUCUCCCCACCUUCCAUGGUCAGGAGCACCUCUCAGCUGCUGAGCCAUCCAUUGUCUACAGUGGCGCUGAAACCAGAGAUACUGACAGGUGAGAACUUCAGGUGCUUGACAGACCCACAUUCCUUGGUUUCGUUUACUUCUAGUCACAGCUUCCAAACCAGCACCAUCUCAAGAGAUACCGAAACAGCAGCCAUGUUUAUUGGGGCUGGGGCUGCCACAGCUGGAAUGGCUGGUGGUGGAGCUGGUAUUGGGGCUGUGUUUAGGAGCCUCAUCAUUGAUAACGCCAGGAAUUCUCUGAAGCAGCAGUUCUUUUCCUACGUCAUUCUGGGCUCUGUCCUCUCAGAGGCCUUGGGGCUCUUUUGCCUGAUGUUUGCCUUUCUGAUCCUCUUCAUAGAAACCAUGCAGCUAAUUGAAAUGAUAUCAAUAGACUUUGUCUCUUCACGUAAACUUGUCAUCUACAUGGAUGAAGAGACAGAAGCCAUUAAAAGAAAUACCUUGAGAAUCCCCUAA